This is a messenger RNA of Didymodactylos carnosus, 2283 nucleotides long. The record is from the annotation of a GenBank genome assembly. Lineage: Eukaryota; Metazoa; Rotifera; Eurotatoria; Philodinida; Philodinidae.
AUGUCCAACCAACGUUUUUGGAAUAGUCCAACACAACAACCAGCAACAAAUAUGAGUCCAACAACAGCCAGUCAUUUUCAUCGAAUAAAGAGGCAAAUGAGAUUAUUUGUAGAACAACAAGCAAGUAUUGAACCAAUUGAUCAUGCAAAAGGAUCUAUUCAUAGUAGUCGGGAAAAUCUGAACUUACCCCUUCCUAACCGACACCAUCGUCAUAACAAGCAACAACCACAAUCAAAAUCCCUUCAACAUUUGGCACUUGCGACACCAUCAAUGGCCAGAAAAAGAAAGAAAAAUCUGGUUUCAAAAAUGGUUGAACAAUUGAAAUAUAUCGUGGAAAGUUUAAAAAAGGCACCAUUCAAGAAGGAUUAUACUAUCAUUACAUUUGACAAUUUAACAAAUAAUCAAUUAUUACAAGUUCUCACCGACGUAUUUGCAGCCAUUGAUCCUUAUGAUCAAAGUCAUAAAAUUGAUAUACGUGAUGAGGACGCUGAAAAAACUGCCGUUCGUAUAAUGACUACAUUGAAAAUGUUGGGUUACAGACCUAAAAUAGAUACAGACGUGAGUACAUUUCGUCAGAACUUAGUCAGUGGUGAAAAAAGUGUUGUUUAUCCAGCAUUAUACUGGUUACUAGAAAAAAUGCCCGAACACAAAGAACGUGCUUAUUUAGGACGUUAUUUAUCGAAAAUCGAUAUACCUGCUGAGUUUCUGAAUGAUCCAGAAAUUGCAGAACAAUAUGAAAAAUACGACGAAUUAAUGGAAAUAUUUAAAGACGUUCACAGAUCCUACAAAGAGUUAAUAUCAACCCCGCAUACAAUUGAUGAUCUUCGACGAGAUAUUAAACAAUUAGAAGAUGAAAAAGGAGCGUUACUCAAGCGUUUAGAUCGACAAAAAAAUCGCGUUCAAAAAGUUCCCGCAUCACAAAUAGAAUUAGCUAAAAAUUAUCGUAAAGAAGUUGAAAAAGAAGAAAAAUUAAGUAAAAUGAAACAAGAUUUGAACACUGUUAUACAUCAACUUAAUCAGAAAAUAACAAGAGUUGAGAGACAAAUAAUGGAACAACGAUCAUCAAGUGUUGAUCAAUCUCCAGACGCAAUAAUGAAACGUAUGGAAGAAGAAAAUCAGGUGAAUUCUUACUUAGUCACAGAUAAAUUUCCUAAACAAUUACGUCAAUUGAAAACAAAAAUGAGUUAUUAUGCAGAAGUAACAAAUAAUAAAGCAUUAGGACAAACAGAAUUGAGUAAUUAUCGUUCAAAAGUUCUUGAAUUAACUGCAAUUAUCAGUAAAUUACAUGAAAAACGAAAUUUUGCUAAAGAUCCUACUGCUGAUAAUUUGGCAGUAUUUCGGCAACAAGCAUUAAUUAUUGCUCGAAAAAAAGAUCAAGCAGCUGAACGUUUGACACAUUUGCGAGCAGAAAAUGAAACACUUGAAAAUGGAUUAAAUCAAAAAGGUCGUCAUCCUGAUGUUGCCGGAGGACGGUCAAACAAUGAUGUACCACAAGGAGAAGAAUUUCAGCGGUAUGUCAAUAUGCUCCGUAGUAAAAGUAAUACAUACAAGAAAAAACGACAAGAGAUAUCAGAAAUGACAGCUGAAUUAUCACUAUUAAAACGAACAGAAGAAAUUUUAAAAGAACAAGUUGAAAAAAUGAAAAGUUCAAUGACAAUCGAAGAACGUAAAAAAGGUGUUGAAGGUUAUUUUUCUGCUUAUGAACGUCUUGAAGAAGUGUCAACAAUGAAAGCUGAACAAGAUGAAUUAAAAGGCAAAAGUUUAGAUGAAAUAACACAAUUAAUAAAAACGUUGAAUAGUAAAAUGGCUAGUAAAAAAGCAGAAUUAGAUCCAAUUUUGAAAGAGAUUAAACCAUUACGAGAAAAAGUAAAAGAGAUAAACAGUGAAUAUGAAGCGAAAAAAAUGAAAUAUGAUACAUUGAAUGCCAAUUUUGAAAGUAAUCGUGCAACAUUAGAAGGAGAAGUUCGUAGUCUUUAUGAAGAGCAAUAUGCACAAGAAUCUCGUUUUCAUACGUUAAAAUCAACUAUGUUAUUGUGUCAUGUACAAUUGAAACGUGCAAAUGAUGAAAUGAAAUCAUAUGUAUCAAAGGAUAAAAUUGAUAAAUCAUACAGAGAAGUGUUAAGUAAACAAAUUGCUGAACAAGAACAACGAUUAAAAGCCUCUCGUGAAAAACAAAAAAGUACAAAAGAUGUUCAGAUUGAUGGUACAAAACAAAUAAAAUAUUGGCGUGAUAUACUGAGAAUGAUGGAAAUGAAACGAAAAUUAGCAACUGGCGAAAUGUAA